AUGGGUUAUAGCACAGUGUUUGCGACAUUGUCUGUUAUAUCUUUAUUAUUACUACUGCUUUCGAGCAUUAAUGGCUGUGAAGCUCAACUCUCAUCCCAAAAUUUCUAUAGUUCAUCAUGCCCUAAUGCACUCUCCACAAUCCGUACUGUUAUCCGAUCAGCCGUCUCCCGCGAGCGUAGGAUGGCCGGGUCCUUGAUUCGCCUUCAUUUUCAUGAUUGCUUCGUUCAGGGUUGUGAUGCAUCAAUUAUGCUUGAUGAAACUUCCACCAUUCAGAGUGAAAAAACUGCAACAGCAAAUGUAAAUUCAGCAAGGGGUUUCAACGUGAUUGAGGAUGCUAAGAGUGCGGUCGAGAAGAUUUGCCCUGGUGUCGUUUCAUGCGCUGACAUUCUUGCUAUUGCUGCCAGAGAUUCUUCUGCUGCUGUUGGCGGUCCAUCAUGGGAUGUGCAACUCGGAAGAAGAGAUUCCACAACUGCAAGCCGCGCUCUAGCUAACCGCGAUCUCCCUAGUCCAUUUGCCAAUCUUCAGAAUCUUACAGACUUAUUCUCCAGAAAGAAUCUCAACGCCAAGGAGAUGGUCGCGUUAUCAGGUAUAUAUGAUUGA
Molecule: messenger RNA, 600 nt
Organism: Oldenlandia corymbosa var. corymbosa
Lineage: Eukaryota; Viridiplantae; Streptophyta; Magnoliopsida; Gentianales; Rubiaceae
Source: the annotation of a GenBank genome assembly